This is a messenger RNA of Ectocarpus siliculosus, 2305 nucleotides long. NCBI's taxonomy places the organism in Eukaryota, Phaeophyceae, Ectocarpales, Ectocarpaceae. The record is from the annotation of a GenBank genome assembly.
AUGACAAAACAUUCCAGCCGCCUGCUGGGCGUCCUCGGUGCAGCGGUCGUCCUGUCCAGUGUCGCCGCCAACUCGUUGAGCAGUUCGGGCUGCUGGGAUGCUCUCUACGGAGACGGGUACUGCACGCCGCCAAACAACAACGCAGAAUGCGGCUACGACGGCGGUGACUGCUGCGAGUGCACUUGCCAGAACCCACAGGGCGGCGACCACCACUGGAUCUGCUCCAAAAACGGCUCUGGGUUUGCCUGCGUCGACCCGGACGCACCCUGCUAUGCCGAAGACGGUGUCACCGUCGAAGCCUCGCAGGAGUGCGACUUUUGGGAUUUGGGGGACGGCUGGUGUGACCAGGUUAACAACAACGAGUUAUGCGGCUACGAUGGCGGUGACUGCUGCGAGUGCACAUGCGAGGUACCUACGGACGAUGACUGGGACAACGACUUGUACGUCGCCUGCGGCGAAGGGUUCGCCUGCAUCGACCCCAGCGCCCCUUGCGUCAACGAUGACGACAUCACUGUCGAUGUCGACGAGAGCUGCGACGCUGUCGGUAUGGGCGACGGCUACUGUGACAUGGACAACAACAACGCAGCCUGCGCUUACGAUGGCGGCGACUGCUGCGAGUGCACGUGCGAGCCAAACAACAAGUGCGGUGGGAGGAGCGGCUUCGCCUGCAUCGACCCUGGAGCACCCUGCGUCGAUGACGAUUCAGUCACCGUGGAUAUGAUCGACAACUGCGACUACCUACGGGUAAUGGGGAAUGGCUGGUGUGACGAAGAGAACAACAACGAGCUAUGCGCGUACGAUGGCGGCGACUGCUGCGAGUGCACGUGCGAGAGCGCUUGGAAUGACGACUACACCUGCAGCAGCGAGCACGGCACCUUCAACUGCAAAGACCCGAACGCCUCCUGCUUCGGCGAAGAAACUACUGGGAGCGAUGACUUCAGCACCGACGACCAGCCAAUGUCGUACGAAUUUGUCCCCUGGGAAGAGACAGAGGCCCUGCCGACGGUCGACGGUGCUGUUGAGGUGGGCACCAAGACCGAGGUUGGCGUAUCAUCUACCGCCCACGACGUGCGGCCCGGCGACGACGGGUGCGGAGAGGUCGGCGGCCUUGGCUGCACGGCGGCCAACACCCGUGAUGGAAUUUUCUCCGAGAUCGAGUCGAGGUGGUCGUGCGCCACGAAGCUCGUGGAUGACGAAGGGCCGUGCCAGAUCGAGUUCACCUUUGCCGAACCCCAGACCAUUGUGGACAUCCAGGUUGCCUUCUGGAAGGGAAACGAGCGCACCCGUACCCUAGAGGUCUACAUCAACGGCGAGAUGACCCACACUCACGAGUCCUACGCCGAUGCCACCUUCAACACGCUCGGUGUGACGGCUACUGACGUCAGUACUGUGAUGCUCGAGUCCGUCGCUCUCCUCUCAGACGAAUGGAUCAGUCUCAUCGAGGUGCUCAUCUUCGUGACACCUUGAGUGAGUGGUGGAUACACCGGCUCAAGGCGAUUGAUUCCAUCACGAACCGAGCUUGGCCCUCGACGUGCGUGGGGCAACCUGUCGUUUGGAUGCUGACGAAAUUUCAUGGAACACUGUCGUCGAGAACGGGGUUUUGGGAACGAACGCGUAUCACGUAGGGACAUUGGGCCUGACACCCUCGCUGAUAGUCACCGCGUUUGCUAUCAAGCAUUUCUUCCUAUUUAUUUAUGCCUGACUGUGAUAGUGCCUGAUGGAGAAGCGCGGCCUCGUUUAUUGUCUCUGGCCCCUGCGGGCGUGUGUGUUUUCUUUCCGGAUGUUCCUUUUGUUUGCGUCCGUCUUAAGGUGUGUUUCUUCUCCACUCUUCCUUCAGGUUCAUGAAAAGCUGAGUAGAGAAUUGGCCGCAGAACGCGUUUGGUGUGUGCUUUUCGGAAGCGAUAGCUCCCCAUGUGGAGUGGCCACGUCAUAACAGUACGUCACAACAGCAAUCUGGCAGUUGGCAAGCGGCGGACCUCUCGGGUUGUUCGUGGUGGACUGCAGAGAUUCGUUUCCAUUUGACAGAUCUCCCGUUAAGACACACAGGCCAUUUCUGUCCGGAUUUGGGUAGAUCCGACUCUUUUAUUCUUACAUCGAAAUGUGAUUUUCGAGAUCUGAUUUCUACUUUGAAAACGACCCUAAGGGAUUCAAGUCGUGGCAGAAGCGACCCGGCCCCAUGGCGCGUAGGAGGGUUUCAACCACGUCGUCGCGAAAUGGUCACGACAUACAGGGUUUCUUAUCGUCGCCGAAGCAAACCCGCACGCGAAAUGGCUUUCUAUCCUUUCUUUCUUUCUCCACUAGGUUG